This is a messenger RNA of Penicillium manginii, 1956 nucleotides long. RefSeq names its product C6 transcription factor. NCBI's taxonomy places the organism in Eukaryota, Fungi, Ascomycota, Eurotiomycetes, Eurotiales, Aspergillaceae. The transcript has 6 exons. The coding region runs from base 1 to 1956 and encodes 651 amino acids. Gene Ontology annotation, biological process: regulation of DNA-templated transcription; DNA-templated transcription. The record is from RefSeq and is a predicted model, not a curated record. Gene Ontology annotation, molecular function: zinc ion binding; DNA binding; DNA-binding transcription factor activity, RNA polymerase II-specific. Gene Ontology annotation, cellular component: nucleus.
AUGGACCAGACAGACCCCACUUAUCCAGAGCGACCCUCCAAACGCGUGAGGCAGGCCUGUGAGCCAUGCAGGCGCAAGAAAGCAAAAUGCCCCGGUGAGCAACCUGUUUGCUCGCUCUGUGCUAGACUCAGGCAGCAAUGCGUUUACGCGGAAGAGAGGCGUCGGCCAGCUCCAGAGGAAGCAUCGAGGAGCGACAGUGUAGCUCUACCGGCAUCGCACACAUUGGAGGACAGGUUAAAAAGCCUAGAAGGCAAACUUGGAGCUGUCCUUGAUCAUCUUGGCUCCAAUUCAAGGAAUGGAUCUUCAGAUUCUCUCAUUCCAGUUAUGGGACCACCCGCGACAAGCUUCUCGGCUGUCUUGCCGCCCUGGGAUGAAAUUAUGCCCAUUGCAGAGUUGUAUCUGUUAUACUGCGAUUCUCAGCCACUGCCUCUAUUCCACCGGAGCAGCUUUUUGGCCAGUCUUCCUACACGUGAUGUCGAAAUCAUUUAUGCGAUCUUCGCCUUGACUCUCCGUUUUUCGGAUACAUAUCAUAAUAGCCGGGAUCUGACGGAGCAGGUCAAUGGCUAUGCAGAAGUCGCACGCGGUCUCGUCAUGAAACGAGUUUCGGAAGGGCCAGUUGAAGUAUCAACACUCCAGUGCUUAUGCUUGCUGAGCCUGGUCGACUUUACCAAUGGCAAUACGCAUCGCUCGAGCAUUCACAGCAGCCUUGCCAUGAAUUUGGCCCAGUGCGCUAAUCUUGGCAUGGAGACUCGUCCUCCAUCAGACCCAAUAGUUCGGGAAGAGCGCCGGCGUUGCUUCUGGAGUAUAUGUCUCCUUAAGCGCCUGCAUGGCGGGGAAUUUUCGACUCUUGACUCCCUAGAAGUGGGUGGUCCACAAUAUCCGCAAAGCCCAUCAAGACCUCCAAGGAUUAUGUCACCCGGGCCAUCAAAUUCAGGGACUCGAAGGAGCACGAUCCAGGAUCAGGGAAUUAAUGCAUAUGUGAUAAUGCUUAGCGAGGCAUUUGCCCGGACUGCGAAAUACGUGCAGCUCCGAGGAAGACCCAGCAAUGUCCCGCCGUGGUCCCCCGACUCCGAGUACUCCAAAAUCCUCGCUAUACAGAUGGAAAUGGAAACACGCAUGCCUCUAAAACAUCGAUACAAACCUGCAAACCUCAGCGACAGGUCGUUGGAAGAACUCCAAGCUCAUCGGGACCUACGCACGUUCCGAAGUACCAUCCCAGAAAUUUUCCUGCAACAUACCUCGGACCUUAUCUCCUCACACACAACCUGGAUCAUCCACUUCAUCAACUACUUCGAAGAAAAGUCAUUCCUAGUCUCAGACCCUUUACUGGGCUACAGCGCCGCAGUAGUAGCAACCAUCGAGCUCCAGCUAAGCUUCACCGACAACCCCACAAUCCGGCAACAAAAGCGCGAAAGAUUCACCCAAUGCGUGCAAUUUGUCCAAAGAAUCGGUCAGAGAUGGCCGCACAUGGCCCGGCUAGCGCGACGACUCCAACACCUCGAAGACGCCGUCUCAGCAACCUACCAACCAGACCCAGACACAGAGAACCAAAGCCUCCUCAUCGACUUAUCCCGCUUCUGGGAGAUCCUAGAAUACUCAUCCAAUAAUGACACAGACUCUGCACGUCGCUUAUUCGGCGACUCUCUUUGUUCCGGCCCGCCGCCUGUAGCCGCGGAGGUCUCGCAGACCUCGCCUCUACCCGCCCCGAGCCGAUUGAAUGCGUCGGAUGAGCAUCCUUCGUCGGCGGUACAGCAGCAGAGCUUCGGAACAGGUACGGGGGCGGGGCCGGAUACUGCAUUUACAGGGACACAGGAUUAUUCAACAAGUGGGCUACUCUCGCCGCAGCAAUUGACGUUGUCGAAUGAUGACUUUUCAAUCCUGGCGUCAAAUUUCUUUUCACAGGGGCAGGAAUUCCUGAGGAGUGGAGAAAAUUGGGAUUCUGUUGGGAAUUUCUGA